Phacochoerus africanus (Common warthog) is the source of this 1516-nucleotide messenger RNA. RefSeq names its product receptor activity modifying protein 3 (gene RAMP3). The transcript is spliced from 3 exons. The record is from RefSeq and is a predicted model, not a curated record. NCBI's taxonomy places the organism in Eukaryota, Metazoa, Chordata, Mammalia, Artiodactyla, Suidae. Gene Ontology annotation, biological process: cellular response to hormone stimulus; calcium ion transport; intracellular protein transport. Gene Ontology annotation, molecular function: coreceptor activity. Gene Ontology annotation, cellular component: cell surface; membrane; signaling receptor complex. The coding region runs from base 92 to 547 and encodes 151 amino acids.
CCUAGCGCCCCCAGCGGGGACGCAGCUGUAUCGCUUGCCGCAGCUGGACUGCUCCCGCCGCAGCUGGACGGCGCGCCACAGCUGGCUAGCCAUGGAGGCGACAGCGCCGCGGCGCCGGCACCUUCUUCCGCUGCUGCUGCUGCUGCUACUGCUCUGCGGCGAGUGUCCCCCGGUGAGCGGCUGCAACGAGAAGCGCAUGCUGGCCAUGCUGCCCCGCUGCGGCAAGACCUUCGCCGAAAUGAUGAAGAAGGUGGAGGUCUGGAAGUGGUGCAACCUGUCGGAGUUCAUCGUGUACUACGAGAGCUUCACCAACUGCACUGAGGUGGAGACCAACGUGGUGGGCUGCUACUGGCCCAACCCCCUGGCCCAGAGCUUCAUCACCGGGGUCCACAGGCGCUAUUUCCACAACUGCUCAGUGGACAGGCAACAGUGGCAGGACCCCCCGGAUGAAAUUCUCAUCCCGCUCAUCGUGGUGCCCAUCCUGCUGACCCUGGCCAUGACUGGCCUGGUGGUGUGGCGCAGCAAACGCGCCGCCCAGGUGGUGUGAGGGCCCGGUGAGUCCGAGGGGCCGCGCCCGGAGAGAUGGAAGAAAGUUCCCCCAGGGCUGGGAGAGCCCGUGGACGCUGCUUCUGCUGCCCCCCGACCCUGCCUGGGUGGCCGUGGGCUGGUGAAAGAAAAUGUGCUGUGGCUGGAGCUUGUGUGCCAGGCACAAUUGCCGCUGCUUCGCCCGCGCUGCCCCCGGCCGGGCUGGGCCUUUGGGGUUCCUAGGUCUCCUUAGCACCUAGUCCCAUGGGGCCCCAGACCCUGCUGCUGCCUUUCCACUGACUCUGCCCCUGGUCCCACUCCAGCCCUGACUCCACCCCCGGGCCUGACCCCCACCUCCGGCCUUGACCUCACCUCCAGCUCUGACCCCACCCCUGGCCAUGACCCCACCCUCAGCCCUGGCCCUGACACCCACCAUGACCCUAUCUCCACCCCAGGCCCCCAUUCCUGGUCUUGACCCCUGCCCAGGCCCUGCUCUGACUCCACCCCCGGACCUGCCACUGCUCCCGCCCCCUGCCCCGCCCUGACCCCACCCCCAGCCCUGGCUCUGCGGCUGGCCCCUAACCCCAGCUCGGGCCCAUCUCCCACUCCGAACUCACUCCCAACUCUGGCUCCACCCCAGCAGCCCUCUGGAAGGGUGUGCCUAUUCCCGCCUGGCUGGGCCUGGGGGAAGAGAGGGCGGGAGGGGCUUUUGUAGGUCUGUGCUUUGCAGGCCUUGAGGCCUCUUGGUCGGGACCCUGCCUGGAGAGAAUCUGGAAGACAGCGUUGGGCUGAGGGUUCCACGGAGCCGCAGCGCAGCCUGAGACCUGGUGUCUUUUGUCAUGACCAGGGGCUGGAAUUGGGGGUGGGCCUCUUUCCUGACCGGCCCCCACCCCGUGAGCAAGACCUUGGGGUGAGUCCCGAGCGCUCUCGUUCUGGCUGAGCUCUGUCUGCCGUGUCUGUGCUUUCUGUGAAUAAAGACUCAUGCUACCCC